This is a messenger RNA of Annulohypoxylon maeteangense, 2349 nucleotides long. Its product is annotated as alpha/beta-hydrolase. The record is from RefSeq and is a predicted model, not a curated record. Lineage: Eukaryota; Fungi; Ascomycota; Sordariomycetes; Xylariales; Hypoxylaceae. Gene Ontology annotation, molecular function: glycerophospholipase activity. The transcript has 2 exons. Bases 142 to 2043 code for a protein of 633 amino acids. Gene Ontology annotation, biological process: piecemeal microautophagy of the nucleus; multivesicular body membrane disassembly; neutral lipid catabolic process.
CAUUUCAUCAUCUCACUUCCUAUCAAACCGUCUUCUCUUUCUAAUCUAUUUAUUAUUGAUCUUGUAAACCUAUCAACCAUAUCGUGGAAAUCAUCCAUCUCGUUCUCCUACCUGUUCUACUUCUUCUAGUGUGAAGCAACCAUGGUUGCGAGGCGGAAACGACCAGCCUCAACUUGUCGCUCUGCCGGCAGAGUUACAGCUCGACUACUCUUAUCAUUCCUUGCCGUUUCCGCCUCUCCGGCCGUUGCUCGAAUCCAAAAUGCGGAGGCGCUCUUCCCGAACUCACCGAUACUUGCGCCUUUGAUACCUGAACCACCGCAACCGGCCGAGCACACCUUUACCUUACGUCACAUAUUCCAUCACGGGACGUAUCGGCAUCCCGGAUUACAUCGAAGGAAGGACAUAGUUGAGCCGGAGGCUGAGGUAUGGCUCGCUGGUGGAGAUGGGCAUCAAGCGGAGCGCAUACCGCCCUUGAAGGCAAAGAGUCAACCCCGAAAGAUUGAGCGUCUCGUCGACCGACGGCCGAGUACUGUGGAUCCAUUAGUUGCCGAAGCUCGUCAACGAGGCUAUGUUAUUGCCAGUGAACCUUCCGCAUGGACAGUCGAUGAAGUUCUGGGACCCGAUGUCUCCCAAAAGGAAACUGUGUUGACUAUGGCACUAAUAGCGUCUGAUGCUUACGUGGAGAACCCCACACAACCAGACUGGGACGAAGUCGGUGAGCCAUUCAACCGAAGUGCGGAUUUUGGCUGGGAAAGUGAUGGGCUGAGGGGACACAUUUGGGGAGAUGAGACGAAUUCUACUAUUGUUAUUGGUCUCAAGGGAACUUCGCCAGCUGUCUUUGAUGGGGAGGGUACCACCACCAAUGACAAGAUCAACGAUAAUCUCUUCUUCAGCUGCUGCUGUGCUCAACAAGGUCAAUGGUCGUGGCACCAGGUCUGCGAUUGCGCAACCAGUACUUAUAGCUGCAACAAUACUUGCGUGAGAAAAGCCUUACAUGACGAAAAUCGGUAUUACCAAGCAGCUAGGGAGCUUUAUGCAAAUGUCACCGAGCUUUAUCCAGAGUCAAAUAUCUGGAUUUCUGGGCAUUCGCUAGGUGGCGCAGUCAGUUCCCUUCUCGGUUUGACGUACGGUCUUCCUGUCGUAACAUUUGAGGCUGUUCCAGAAGCAUUAGCAGCCGGAAGACUAGGUCUUCCCGUCCCUCCGCAUGCGAACCCCGACUUUCCACAGACUCGUGAAUACACGGGAUCUUAUCACUUCGGGCAUACAGCCGAUCCCAUUUAUAUCGGUACUUGCAACGGUGCGACUGCUUCGUGUUCUUUCGCAGGCUACGCAUUAGAGACAGCGUGUCAUACUGGCUAUGAAUGCGUUUAUGACACGGUGGCAGACCAUGGUUGGCGAGUAGGCAUUGGAACUCACAAAAUCCGAUCUGUGAUUAACGACGUCAUUCGGAAGUAUGACGAUGUUCCUGAAUGUAAAUUUACGCCAGACUGUCGGGAUUGUGCGAAUUGGAAAAUGUAUGAGAGUAACAGCACGGAAAGUACCACCUCUUCGAGCAGUUCUACUACGACUAAGACACGUACCCGGACAGCCACAUGUCAAACUCCUGGAUGGUGGGGUUGUCUUGACGAGACUACGACAACAGGCGUGACUACCACUUCAACCACAAGCACAUCAACCUCGACAUGUAAAACCCCCGGAUGGUUCGGCUGCAAGGACGAAAUUACCACUACCACUACCAGUGCCACAACCACUUCUUCCUCUACUACUACCACCGCCACCACUACGUGUGAAACUCCAGGCUGGUUUGGUUGCAACGACAAGACGACAACAAGUACAAGUACCGCAACAUCGCUACCACAAACACAGAAUCACCCCAUCACGUCGCCUCCUUCUUUACCCACUUCAGCAGCAUCGCCUGAGCCUACACCCACAGGGGAGCCUAAAUCCCACUGUCUUCACCGAAACUGGGCCGGGAUGUGCAAGGAGUGGUCGAAAGGGCAAGACGACGAAUCAGAGGCCGAGUGGGCGAACGAGGAGAUAUAAGUAGGUCCCCGCAACCUACUAUUUUAGUACUAUGACUUGUUUUAGCUGGACUAGAUUGGGAUACACUGUGGGCUCAUCGGCGUUUAGUUUGGAUCGCAUCGUGUUUAAACGACUGGUGUUUUUUUUAACUCUUCAGCGCCGACCUGAAGACUUAACAUCAUGUCAAUAAGAUUACAUGUCGAGCAUUUUCUUGUCUAUAUCAUAGCCCCUACAGCAUACUAUUGUCACUGCAGGGUUCUUACGUUAUUACGCAUUUUCAGAUACAAUCGAAUAAGAGAACCAUUUAUAAAUCGAGCCUACAUGCGA